CACUCUUUCUCUCCGCCGGUUGCGAUCACCCCAUUUUGCUGCUGCCAGUGAGGAGCUCGUAUUCCCUCACCCCUACAUCACAUGUGCGACCUGUUUGUUCCACUUCACUUCUAGUUUAGAACAGUCCAUCCAUCUUAUAUUUAGUAUAGGGAACUAGUAAGUGACGAAGGAGUGAUUGGUUAGACUGUUAGUCUUUACUGUUCAUGCUUAUUCAGUCGUUUUAUUAAUUAAUAGUUGAUUUAAACUAUUUUAUCACGAUGUCUUCUGAGUGGGAUACUAUGAAAUUGGAGAAAAUUCAAGUGCAGGAUUGGGAUGGGUUGGCAUCCAGUUUGCUGGGUGUCAAUACUAAACAUCUCGAUAUGAGGAACGUCUUGAUGCCUGACAAUCGUGAGGUUCGCAAGACCUGGAGGAGUGAUUGUGUCAGAGCGCUUAGUAAGAUAAAUACGUUGGUGAAGUUAGAUCUGUGUCGCUGCUCCUCGGAUUUUCUGGAGGAGAUUGUUGCCGUCUGUCCACAGCUGGAGUACAUAUCGGCUAGAGCUAUCAAGAACAGCCAAAUUAAUAUGACAAACUUAGGAAAUUGUCAAAAUUUGAUAGAAUUGAAUAUCAAAGGUCUGGAAGGGAUGACAGUAAUCAAUGUGUCUGUACUUAUGAAUCUAACUAAAUUGAAGCACCUGUCACUGAUAACGGUGAAGAACAUGGUGGAGGUACUGGAGGUGGUAGGGAAGAUGACUCAGCUGGAGUCUCUAGAGCUGGGGGAAAUGAUCAAUGUGGCAGAGACACAUGUGAUACAGGGCUUCUCGCAACUCACUAAGCUCACACGGCUUCGCCUCGAGAAGGGAAAACUGGACUGCCCCACAAAUGCCAUCAUGCAGACCAUCAGCAAGUUACCAUCUCUGAACCAUCUGGAGCUGAUCAACUUUGAUAUCACUAAAGAGUUUGAGGCCUUUGUAGGAAAAUGUUCCAACAUCAGUACACCGCUCUUGGUGCCCAUCAAUGCAAUACAGGUAAAUACGUUGGUGAAGUUAAAUCUGUGCCGUUGUACUUCGAAAGUCCUGGAGCAGAUUGCUGCCAUCUGUCCACAGCUGGAGUACAUAUCGGCUAGAGCUAUCAAGAGCCGUCAAAUUAGUUUGACAAACUUAAGAAAUUGUUCCAAUUUGACAGAAUUGAAGCUCAGAGGUCUGGAAGAGUUAAAAGUCGAAGAUGUGUCCGUACUCUUAAAUCUCAAUAAAUUAAAUCACCUGUCACUGACCGUGGUCAAGAACAUGGCAGAGGUACUGGAGUUGGUAGGCAAGAUGACUCAGCUAGAGUCUCUAGAGCUGGGGGAAAUGAUACGUGUGACACAGACACAUGUGAUACUGGGCUUGUCGCAGCUCACUAAGCUCAGACGUCUUCGCCUUGAGAAGGGACAACAGGACUGCCCUACAGAUGCCAUCCUACGAACCAUCAGUCUGUUACCGUCUCUGAUACAGUUAGAGCUUAUAAAUUUUGAUGUCAAGGCUGGAUUUGAGGUAUCCUUGGCUCGAUGUUCAAACAUCAGAAUACUGUUCAUGAUUCCCACCUAUGUAACACAGUCAGCACAUACCAACCACUUUGUGAUUGAGGGUGUAAGCAAACUGAACAAAACGCUGAACUACUUUGUUUGGGGACUAACACUAGAACUGUUGAAAGUCACGGAUUUGUUUAUCAACCAGUGGGAGAUGGGGCAGAAGAUGAAAUCGGCAAAUAACCCCACUCAAUAUCCUACACAAAAUCCACAGGAGAAUGUUGAAGGAGAUAGUAUUCCGAUCAUGAACCCUGCCAUCACUGAUUGUAUGGAAAAGGAGGGAGUGGUGAUGCAGGUGGAUGUGCUGCGAUUGCCUAAGGUGCACAAACUACUGACCACCCGACUACCCAACACAAAGAUAUUAAUCCUAAAAAUUCCGUUCAGUGCCACAUGGCGACAGACCAUUUCUGGUGUAAAUUAUUGAACUGUUAAUUUUUAAGAACUGACACAGGAUCGUUUUUCAGGGGUGUUAACCUUCUCACUGCUUGUUUAGCCCCAACAAUACUUUCAUUGUGGAUAUUCUGCAUCAUUUCUGUUGUUCAGUGUAAUAUUUCAAUCAAGAUAUGUUUGCCAGUCUUAAAUAUUUCACUUGUAUACUAUGUAUACUAUUUUUUUUCUGUAAAACAGGUAAUACUUUUUUAAUUACUGAUUCAAUUAUGGUAGUACCUAUAUUCAAAAUGUCUACUUUAUGAGCUAUUUAAAAGUACCAUUUCAUAAUUAUGAAAUUCCAAAUGACAAAUUGUUGUUGUACUAUGGCGGCUAAUAAUUAUGCUCGAAAUACUGUAUUGUAAUACUAAUGAAAGUCCAUCGCCACAACCUGUCCAAAUUUUUGUUUGUAAAAACUACAGUCGGGGCAUACUUGGAAUUGACAAAGCCUCAUACAUUUUUUGUAGGCCUAAAGGUUAAGCUGUAGUACAUUAGGUAUUUAGUUUGGUUUUGUAUAUUCUUGUUUCUUUGUUUAAAUAUAAAAAUUUAAGAUUAUUACAUUUUAAAUUUCUGAACAAUUGUACUUAAUUUACAUAAUAUUCCAAAUUGUUGAGUCAUUAUUGUAACUUAGUUUUAUUAAAAACUAUGGAACUAGUACUUUAAAUAAAGUUAUAAAUAAUUCAAAAUGUUAAGAAAACUGCAAUUUUAAAGAUAUGUUUCCAGUAGCAUUAUUUUUAAGAGUUGACUUUGGCAUAAGUCUCUCACUCUAAUUGCAUUUUUGAGAAUUAUUUAUAUUUGAUUUUUUAAUCCUAAAAUAAAGUAUAUAAAAUUGUAUUGUCAUAUUUAUUUGCAGCAUAGAACAAACAUUGUUAGUUUCUAACAUUUAUUUAAGAGUUAUAAUAAAUAGUGAAUUCACA
Molecule: messenger RNA, 2886 nt
Organism: Homalodisca vitripennis (glassy-winged sharpshooter)
Lineage: Eukaryota; Metazoa; Arthropoda; Insecta; Hemiptera; Cicadellidae
Exons: 12
Coding region: 258-1967 (569 amino acids)
Source: RefSeq, a predicted model, not a curated record